Amaranthus tricolor (Joseph's coat) is the source of this 687-nucleotide messenger RNA. RefSeq lists its product as uncharacterized. The record is from RefSeq and is a predicted model, not a curated record. NCBI's taxonomy places the organism in Eukaryota, Viridiplantae, Streptophyta, Magnoliopsida, Caryophyllales, Amaranthaceae. The coding region runs from base 1 to 687 and encodes 228 amino acids. The transcript is spliced from 2 exons.
AUGUUAGAUGGGUUUAAUAGAAAGUUUUACAAAGCUUCCUGGUCCAUUGUGGGUGACAAUGUGGUUAGAGCUAUUCAUGAGUUUUUUUUUACUAAUGGUAAGCUGCUUAAGGCUUGGAACAUCAGUGCAGUUACUCUGAUUCCUAAAAUUGCUUGUCCUUCUCAUCCAGGUGACUUGUGCCCUAUCUCCUGCUAUCAUGUGCUUUUUAAGUGUAUUUCUAAGCUUAUUUGUUCUAGACUUAAGCUUGUUUUGGGCUCUAUUGUUAAUCAAGCUCAGGGGGCUUUUGUAGCCAAAAGAAGCAUUGAUUGUUAUGGCUUGUACUCUUCUACUAACUAUUCUUUGCUGAUUAAUGGUAGCCCGUUGGAAGCUUUUGAUGCUCAAAGGGGUCUUCGACAGGGGGACCCCAUGUCUCCGCUGUUGUUUGUUUUAGGCAUGGAAUAUUUGUCACGAAUUCUCACUCAUGCGAGUCUAACUGGUCCUUUCUCUUAUCACCCUAGGCACAAAUCUACAAAAUUGACGCAUUUGUGUUUUACAGACGAACUUAUGCUUUUUUGUAGAGCUAAUGCAAUAUCAUUAUCAGUGAUGGCAAAAUGCACUAAGAGGUUCUCUCAAUCUUCUGGGCUUAUUGCCAAUACUUUCAAAUUCACUAUCUACAAUGCUGGGGUGAGUCAGGAGAUGAAGCUUUAA